This is a messenger RNA of Hyaena hyaena (striped hyena), 975 nucleotides long. It is a transcript of the gene BCL2L10, whose product is annotated as BCL2 like 10. Bases 1 to 579 code for a protein of 192 amino acids. Lineage: Eukaryota; Metazoa; Chordata; Mammalia; Carnivora; Hyaenidae. Gene Ontology annotation, cellular component: mitochondrial outer membrane. The transcript is spliced from 2 exons. The record is from RefSeq and is a predicted model, not a curated record. Gene Ontology annotation, molecular function: protein heterodimerization activity; protein homodimerization activity. Gene Ontology annotation, biological process: regulation of apoptotic process; intrinsic apoptotic signaling pathway in response to DNA damage; extrinsic apoptotic signaling pathway in absence of ligand.
AUGGCUGACGCGCUGAGGGAGCGCACGGCGCGCCUACUCACGGACUACCUGGAGUUCUGCGCCAGGGCUCCGGGCAGCCCCGCCCGGGCGCCGUCCACUCUGGAGGCCAAGGUGCUGCGCUAUUUGGCCACCCAAGUACAACAGAGCCACCAGGGCUUCUUGUCGGAUUACCGCGGCUACCGCGGGAACCGCGUGGCGCUGGUGGAGCAGUUGGAGCGGGAUUUAUUCGCCAACCCCCAAAACGUCAGCUGGGGCCAUAUAGCAGCGCUCUUGAUCUUCGCGGGGACGCUGCUGGAGAGACCGCCACCGGGGACCUACUUGACCCUGACGCCGGGCCAGGAACAGGACCUGGAGUGGAAGACCAACGUUGAUGAGGACUGCCAGCACCUGGUGGCUUUGCUCUGCAGUCGGCUCACAGGACGACAUCGCGCCUGGCUGGAGGCACACGACGGCUGGGAUGGCUUUUGUCUCUUCUUCUCACCCAUGCUGCCAUCUUCUUGGAAAACACUGCUGGUCCAGGCUCUUCUGUCAUGCGUUACAGUAAUGAUCUUAAUCUACUUCUUGAGAAGAUUAUCAUGAGUUCUAAAAUUUUUAAUCCAUUUCUAUCUGCCUAACUGUGACCUGCCAACUGAAUUUGAGAUGUGAAAGAAUAGAACAGAGCAAACCACCCUCUGAGAUACUGUCACCUGCAUUCAUCUAAGGAGUCCUGUGGUGAUGACUCAGCCAGCAUUUUAACUCCUGGCAGGUAUCAGAGGUAUUAGGACAAAGGUACAAAUGGCUCUUCUUUGAGUGGGAGAAAUGGAUUCCCAGGGCUUGUUGCUCUAAAAUUGCAGAAGAAACUACAAAUUCCAUUUAGUAGGAAACAUGGUGCUUUUUGCUACAUUUGGAUAAGAGUGACUCUGCAUCUCCCGUCUAUCCACAAUUUGAUGUGCUCCUGCUGGUCAGGGGUCAAAUAGCAAAAGCGCUCCAAGUCCC